GAAGACUGGGACUUAUCAGUGGGAACUGCGCGCUUCGCUGUAGUACUUUACUGUGGAUUUUAAAUUCACCACCUGCGAUUUCAAAACAGCCCGUUCGCUCGAGACAAACUGCCACUAGAAUCGACAUGAACAAUCCGGUGUGCUUGGGUAUUCUGAUGGGGAUGAGUGUACUGUUGCUUCAACAAGGAUUACCAGUGCGCAGCCAAUGGGAUUCUCAACCUGACAACACAAUGAUGGACAACAUCACCGUCAGGCAAGGUGAAUCGGUUAUUCUCAGGUGUUUGCAGAGCGAUGAUAUGAUGCGCAGUGCCUGGCUGAACCGCUCCACUAUCAUGUACGCUGGGGAGGACAAGUGGUCGAUGGAUCGCAGAGUCAGCCUGGUGGUGCGAAACCAGGAGGAGUUCACCAUAAAGAUCGAGGACUUGGACACGUCGGACGAGGGCCUGUACACGUGUGCGGUGCAGACGUGGGGCAGGCCCAAAACCACGUCUCUGCACAUCAUCGUCCUGGUGCCACCAAAAAUCGUUAAAUUGGCAAAGAACAUAACUGUGAAUGAAGGUUCGAAUGCCACCCUCUUGUGUUCGGCAAGUGGAAAGCCAGAACCCACAAUAACUUGGAGAUUUCUGUCACCAGCCGCCCAGGUUGCUGUCUCGGAGGACGAAUACCUGGAAAUUCCGGCAAUCACUCGGCAGAAAGCAGGAACUUACGAGUGCAACGCGUCCAACGAGGUCUCCGCAGAUGUACAGACCACAGAACUCAUCGUCAACUACCCGCCUACGCUUUCAGAAGGGAAAGACGUCGGAGUUGUGCUGGGUCAGAGAGCCGUCCUCGUGUGUGAGGCAGAUUCUCAGCCUGCAGCUGAACUCGAGUGGUACAAAGAAGACAAAAGGAUCACCAAUCAGGUUGAAGGCAUUGAGAUUGAGAACACAGCAGAAAGUUCAAAGCUGACCCUUUUCAACAUCUCAGAGGAAGGCUAUGGAAACUACACUUGUGUCUCCAUCAACAGACUUGGCAGUGCAAACACAACCAUUAUUGUGUAUGAAGUAUCCGAGCCCACUAGCUCAACACUGUUGCAAGAAAAGACAACAUUUCUCAUGGCAUCAUCAAAUUAUGCAAUACUGAAAGGGCCCGGAGCCGUGCAGGACGGGAAUAGCGGUGCCGCGGGAAGGCACUCCUCCGCCUGUCUACUCCCGGUGGUCUGCGUUCAGCUCCUGCUCCGGUUUUGAUACAGAAGCGCGAUCCGGAGGGCGGCUGGACAUCCGUGUGCUUUUAUUUUGUCUUCUUUCUCUCUGGCGUUCUCUCCCCCCCCCCCCCCCCCCCGAAAGUCCCUCUCCCGGCACUACAGACUGUUGUGUAUUAUGUGCAUGGGGGCAGCCAUUACUUGUCUUUUCCAACCUCCAAAUGUUCUCAAAAUAAUGUUUUUCAGUUGGGGUGAAGUUUGAAAGUUUAGACUUCAAGCACCCAGUUGUGUUACUGCGACACAAUCCAGACGAUGUUUGAAUUUUUACCUUUGAGAAAUAAAUAAGAGUUAUACAAUAUGGAUAUUUUGGGGUAUAUUUGACCCUCCCACUUUGUGAUUGGCUCUUUUUGUUGGCUAAUGUAUGCAUAUCUUAAUUUUAAUUAAUUUUAGGCGGCAUUCUUUUGCUGGAUAAUGAAGCUUCUAGACAAGAGCUUCUUAUUUGCUUUAAUCCCUCUGUUAAAGUUGAAUCACAUUAUGGUAGAACUGAAUCUAGACUUAUUGUGUGUUUUGUUUUUUGUUUUGCUUUUCAUAUCUAAAGAGAACAGUAUUAUCCUCGAGAAGAUAUAUGGAUAUUGAGUAAAAUUUACCCCGCCCCAAUUAUGUAAAUGGUGAUAUUUUUAAUGUGAUGUGCACUAUGCUAUUCUUUUUCUUUUGUGUUAUUGAUGACAUUUUAACAGAGAUGUUGAUAUCAAAGGGUUUCUGUAGAUGUUUUGGUAAAUUUUAAAUAGUAAUUCAGCUAUGAAACGUUGUGUUUUAUGAUUUGAAAGAAUUAUGUGGAGAAACUGUAUUUUUCAAUCUAAAUCUCUCAAGCAGGAUGUGUACCUUGGGUAAUGGGACUAAAUGUGUCAUAAGGUCAUUGAGACAGUGUCAACAACAGGCAGACUGAUUUGAAUAAAUCAUUGCAUUUUGUAAUGUCUUUUAAAAUGAUUAUGACCUGAGUUCUGAUGUCACUGAAUUGUAUAUACAGUAUAUAUAUUUUCUUUCUUCACAAACACUUAUUUCAGUUAAUUUAAAAUCAUUUCGAUAUGGUUUUCCAAACUCUUUGUAAUGAAAAUAAAUAAAUAUGUCCUUAAUAACUUGGACAAAUGAUAUGUUUAUGAGAUUUACUGUGAGCUAGGUUUUUUUAUGUAGCUCACUAAAAUCACAAUCAUUAGACAGUGUUAAAUAAUAUUUGCCCAAAUUGAGUGCGUUGACCCUUCAAAGUUGCAAUAAUAUAAAUAUUAUUCUAGAUUUUGAAAGUAUUUUAAAAUUCACGAGUAAAUACAUUUGUUUGUAACCAUUAGUCCCAAUAAAAUACAAAAGACUAUAGUUAGUUAGUCAGAUGGAUGAAAAAUCAUUCAACAGCCGUGGUAAAAAAAGCAAAUGUAAAUAUGAACACCUUUAUGAUGAAAGCUGUAUUCUUCUGUUCAAAAAGUGAAAACACUGUCAUUUACUUCAUUAAGAGGGAUGAGAAAUCAGCUUUAUUCAACAACCUGUGUGUUGUAUUCAACAACAAUAUGUAAUUAUUAUUUUUAUGAUAAUAUAAUCAAUUUCACUGGAAAAUCAAUGUAAUACAUAAGGCUAUAUAGUCUUAUGUCCAAAAAGAGAAAAAUGCUAAAAUAUUAAAUGUCUUCUUUUUCCAGUCAGAUGGGUAAGGAAUCAUCUUCCUUCAGCAACCUUGGUGAAAAAUAAAUGAUUGAAAAUGUGUUUGCUGAUUUUUAUGAUGAAAAAUCUAUUCUCAUGUCAAUAAAGUGCAAAAAUGCAAAA
Conger conger (European conger) is the source of this 2986-nucleotide messenger RNA. Its product is annotated as protein CEPU-1-like. Lineage: Eukaryota; Metazoa; Chordata; Actinopteri; Anguilliformes; Congridae. The transcript has 10 exons. The record is from RefSeq and is a predicted model, not a curated record. The coding region runs from base 126 to 1226 and encodes 366 amino acids. Gene Ontology annotation, cellular component: neuron projection.